CGGCGGAAGCUCCGACCGCAGUGUACACAGAUACGUGCCCUUGCUCCACGAGCCUUCGGCUGGGGUGAUGGAGACGGCAUUGAAACAUUGGGGAGAUGGAGAACUGGUUUGGAGAGAGGCCUGGGGGCAAGUGGAUGUCGAGGUGGGAGAUUGUACUCCAACGACUCCAACUCGGGGUUGUCCGGGAUCUUUCGGCCCGUGAUAAGCGAUAAAGGUGUUGCGUUGAUUACAGGUGCUGGGGGUACCGGAAUUGGUGCCGCAACUGCAAAGGCUUUUGCUGCAGCUGGAUGUGAAAAGAUAGCCAUCACAGAUCUCAAUGAGGCUUCUUUACAGCAAACUGCAGAAGCCAUUAGUUCAUCCCAUCCCAAAACACAGCUUUUCAUUAAAGCCGGCAAUGUCGCCGACGACCAUUUUGCCGAUUCAUUCGUUACGGAAGCUGUCGAAGUUUUUGGUCGGGUGGACUAUGCUGUGAACUGUGCAGGUGUUAUUGGAAAAUCUAUGCGCUCGGCAGAGACACCAAUCGAAGAAUUUGACCGCAUCAAUAACGUCAACUACCGAGGCUGUUGGCUUUCAUCGCGAGCAGAACUCAAACAGAUGACCUUACAAGAUGCACUUCCUAGCCAUGAUCCCAGUCGACCUCCUCAGCGCGGCGCUGUGGUGAAUGUUGCCAGCCAGUUAGGCGUCGUCAGUCGUCCGGGUGCUCCUGCAUAUUGUGCAUCCAAAUCCGCUGUUAUCGGAAUGACACGCGCUGAUGCUAUUGAUUACUCUAAGGAUAAUAUCAGAGUCAACUGUGUUUGUCCUGGUGUUAUUGAAACACCGCUGGUCAUGGAGAAGCCCGAGGUCCGUGCAGCUAUCAUGCCUGCGGUGGUUACUGCGCCAAUGAAGAGAAUGGGCCAACCUGCAGAGGUGGCUGAUGCCAUUCUUUUCUUAUGUUCAACGCAGGCAUCCUUUGUACAGGGCCAUGCUAUGGUAGUUGAUGGAGGAUAUGUUACUAUUUAG
This is a messenger RNA of Penicillium soppii, 999 nucleotides long. RefSeq names its product SDR family NAD(P)-dependent oxidoreductase. The record is from RefSeq and is a predicted model, not a curated record. The transcript is spliced from 4 exons. Lineage: Eukaryota; Fungi; Ascomycota; Eurotiomycetes; Eurotiales; Aspergillaceae. The annotation marks the transcript as partial.